CCUCGCGGGGGCGUUGACGCCCAGCCCAGCGGCCAGCGUUGCCUGUUCCCUGGCGUGGUGGUGAACCUCCAGGCCGCGAGGACCACCCUCCCGGCACGGCGCCGCCACCACCGCCAAGACGGCCGAGACAGCCAAGAUGACGACGCCUGCGAAGGGGCUCUGCUACGUCCUGGCGGCGGCCUUCUUCGUAACGGCGUGCAGGGCGAGCAUCGGCACCGACGUCGCCGAUGACGUCAGCAACCCCAAGAACCCGGAGCUGCGGUCCGUGUGCGUCGGGGACAAGGACAUCCGGAACUCGGCCGCGAAGCUCAAGGCGGAGCUCAAGGGCUGCGUCGUGGUGGAGGGCUUCCUGCGGGUCGUGCUCAUCGAGAACGCCAAGCAGGAGGACUUCCAGCGCCUGUCCUUCCCGCAGCUGCGCGAGGUGACGGGCUACCUGCUGUUCUUCCGCGUCAACGGGCUGCUCUCACUGGGGCAGCUCUUCCCCAACCUCACGCUCAUUCGCGGCAACGAGUUGUUCAUCGACAAGUACGCCCUCGUCGUGUCCGAGCUGCCGCAGCUGUUGGAGCUGGGGCUGACGGCGCUGCAGCUCGUCAUGCGUGGCUCCGUGAGGGUCCAAAGCAACCCCGAGCUCUGCCUGGCCGAGAGUGUGGACUGGUCCGUGCUGGCGCCGGCCAGCAGCGACAGCGACAACGUCUUCACCAAGAACAACGAGCACUGCCGGCCCUGCGACUGUCCGUCGGGGCUGUGCUGGGGCUACGGCCAGUGCCGCGUCCGCGCCGCCAAGAAGGCCCCCAGCGGCAGGGACUGCCACCCCAACUGCGCCGUGGGCUGCCACGGCACCACGGACAGGGACUGCACCGCGUGCCUGGGGCCCGAGCUCGCGGGCCGCUGCAUCAGCCGGUGUCCCGGACAGACGGUGCUCUUUCGUGGCCGCCGCUGCGUGCACGCGGACUGGUGCGUGGAGGAGCACCCCAGCGCCGGCGGCCACAACUACGCGGGCGGCAUCGUCAUCAAGAGCAGCUCCACCAUGGCCUCCAGGGUGUGCGUCAACGAGUGCCCCUCCGGCUACUUCGAGGUCGACGAGCUGGUCGCCGCCACGAAGCGCGUCCGGAGGAAGUGCGAGCCGUGCAAAGGCCCCUGCAAGAAGGUGUGCGACCCGGCGUCGGUGCGCUCCAUCUCCAACGCGCGGAACCUCAAGGGCUGCACCAUCAUCAACGGUUCGCUGGAGAUCGAGAUCCACUCGGGCCACACCGAGGAGGUGGAGAGGGAGUUGACGGUGGCGCUCGGGCAGGUCCAGGUCAUCAUGGGGUCGCUGGUGGUCAGCAGGUCGCGGCCGCUGACGUCCCUGCACUUCUUCCGGUCGCUGCACCUCAUCAACAACACGGACCCCGGCAGGAGCGUGGCCAUCUUCGUCAACGACAACGCCAACCUGCAGUACCUGUUCGACUGGGGUGACAGCAGCAAGACCACCUCACUGGCCAUCGGCCCGGGCACCAAGGAGGCCAGCUUCUUCUACAACCCGCGUCUCUGCCCCGAGGAGAUCGACAAGUUCGCCAAGGUGGUCGAGGUGGCCGACAUGUUCAACUCGUACAACGGCUUCACCAACGCGUGCGGCAAGCGCCCCCACAUGUCCUCCACCGUGUCCAGGCUGGAGACCGAGUCCGUCGUGCUGACGUGGCCGGCCUGGCAGCCCGCCAACGAGGUCAUGGAGUACGCCAUCUUCGUGGCGCGGGCCGCCGCCAGGAACGUGACGGAGUACAGCGGCACGGCCCAGUGCGACGAGGGCGACCCGGGCAACGUGGCGGGCGACGCCAGCCUGGACGGCUGGGCUGUGCACGACGUGCGCUUCGACAAAGGGAAUAGCGAGGGCGAGGUGAGCCAGUUGGUGCCCAGGCUGCAGCCCGCCACGCUGUACGCGUUCUACAUCAAGACCUACACGAAGGAGUCGAAGGUCAACUCCCCCAUCAAGUACUUCCGUACGAGGCCCGACCGCCCCACGCCGCCCGCUGCAGCGCGGGCAGUGGCCGUCCGGCCCUCGUCCUCGUCGUCGUCCUCGACGGCGUCCUCGACGGCGUCCUCGACGGCUGCCCCCACGACGCCGGCCCACGGCACGGGGACGCUGCUCGUGGCGUGGGAGCCUCCGCCGAGAGCCAACGGCCGCCUCAGCCACUACAUUGUGGUGGGUGAGCUGCGCGACGACGACGACCGACGACAGCUCGGUGACAAGGACUUCUGCGAGCUGCCCUCCGCCGCCGGGGGAGCCGUCCACGAGUCACUGACGCCGGACGCGGCGUACCGCUGGCUGCAGGGUGACGCGACCGACGCGGACUCCUCGGAAGGGUGCUGCUGCCUGGGCUGCUGCCGCGUGCCGCUCGACGAGGACCAGUGCGAGCGCCUUCUGCGGGGCAGGGACGUGCAGGACGCGUGCGGCCGGCCCGUCGUCUCGCUGGACCGCUGCGCGCACGUGCUGUACUCCGUCAUGGCCGACAACCUCCGGGUGGAGGACUCGGAGCAGAACUUCCCCAAGACGGCCAAGUCGCGGACCCCCGCCCUGGACCUGAGCGAGCAGUGGGACGUAGAGGGUGUGUCGAAGAGGCGCUUCGUGCGCAUCGAGAGCGCCUCCGCGUCCAGCACCCUGGUGGAGUCGCUGGUGCCCUUCGGGCUGUACUCGGUGCGCGUCCACGCGUGCGGUCAUGAGGACUCCGACGACCCCGGUAACGGCGCCUCGCCGCUGGCCACGCUGUGUGGCGCCCCCGCCCUGGCCGCGGCGCGCACCCUGCCCGCGCCCGACGUGGACCUGGUGGUGGCGCCCAACGGCACCCUGGAGAGCACCCUGGAGGGCGACGUGCUGCACGUGUCCUGGGCCGAGCCGCCGCGCCCCAACGGCUUGGUGCUGGCGUACCACGUCCGCUACCGCGACAGGCACCGCUACGAGGCCGACGAGAAGUGCAUCACCCGGCAAAGCUACCUGCAAAAGAAAGGCACCGUCCAGAUCCUCCUCAAGUCCAUGUUCCCCGACCACAGCGCGCACCGCAGCCCGCCGGGCCCGGACGCAGAGCGUUACGCGGUGCAGGUGCGCGCCGUCUCGCUGGCGGGGCUUGGGGGCUGGGUCGACGUCAAGGUGCGCACGGCCGCGGAGGGCGGCGGAAGUGCCGGCGAAAGCGCGACCGCGGCGCCAGCCGAGGACACCGUCAGUCCCAAGACCACGGCCGCCGUCGUGGUCGUAACGCUGCUGCUGGUGCUGCUGGCCGGCGCGCUCUUGCUGCGCCACCGCGCCGCGGGGGGCUCCCUCAUGGCCCUCGUCGGCCUCUCCAGCCGCGCGGACUCGGGGCGGCAGCGGCUCGUCAACCCGGACCUCACGGACUGCUGGGACCUCCCGGACCUUCCCGACCUCCCCGACGCCGAGCCUGACCCUUGGCCUGACCGCCCCGCUGCGACGCGCGUUCGCUACCAGAGGGAGGCUGAUGGCGCUGACGCGGACCGCGUCACCAUCGCCUCCACCAGGACCGCCAGGGCGGCGGCGCGCGGCCGUGGGGGCGACGACAACGGGGACUGGCACUGGGUGACCUGGCCUAGCGACCCCGACGUGCACCACCCGUCGCUACCGCCGUCACCCCAGCGCAAGGACGUCGUGGACACGCGCCUGCCCUGUGCGGACUCGGCCGAGCCGGCGCGGUGGCACCAGGGCUGGCACCCGACCAACCCCUUCCACCCCAGCAACAGCUCCUGGGAGGACGACGGCACGCAGGGCGAACAGGGCGAACUGCACCCGUCUCCACUGGCUUCGAGGAACCCCUUCCUUCACAGCGAUGCGCGAGGGAGCUUCGAGGACGAGGCGGUGCUGACGUUUGUAGGCGACUCCGUAGGCGAACUCUCCACACCCGAAAGAGGAAGACGAGGCGCCCCCACGCGCCAGCAAGAGGCCGGGCCCCAGCACGCCGAUAACAUGUUCGUGGAAACCGAGAUUCCGGCCCAAGAUGAUCAUCUUGAUGAUGAGGUGCGAGAAGGGUCAACAAUCGAAGAAAUGCACAAGUCAUGUUCGACAGAUUCCUUUAUUUCAGUUAACUUAAAUGGCUCUGACCAGGCUGCCAGCCAAAGUUUUCUGUUGAAAAGUUUUCAUAAUAAAGACCAACAAUAACAACUUAU
Molecule: messenger RNA, 4146 nt
Organism: Thrips palmi
Lineage: Eukaryota; Metazoa; Arthropoda; Insecta; Thysanoptera; Thripidae
Product: insulin-like growth factor 1 receptor
Exons: 13
Coding region: 137-4138 (1333 amino acids)
Molecular function (GO): protein binding
Source: RefSeq, a predicted model, not a curated record